Molecule: messenger RNA, 507 nt
Organism: Thlaspi arvense
Lineage: Eukaryota; Viridiplantae; Streptophyta; Magnoliopsida; Brassicales; Brassicaceae
Source: the annotation of a GenBank genome assembly
AUGAUCAAACAUUUCUCUGAUACAAGCUUCAAUAGCUACAAUGAGAACGAAUAUAGUUCAGACGAGGAGUCAUUCCCAAAGAAUUUCGCUAUAGGAGAAGGAUCAGCUACUCCAAAAAUAGAACCAAAUAUAAAUGAGAUCUUUUCAAGUGAUGAGGAUAUGGAUUACACACGUCCCAUAUAUCAAGAAAUGCAAUCAAAGCAGUUCACUUCAAAAGUCAUGAUAUUCACAUUCGAUGACAUUCCCUUCGAAAAAUGGAAUGAUCGACAUGACGAAUUUCAUGAAUGGAUGAAUCCAGAAGCCAUAACAUCACCAUUAGAGCUUAUUAUUCAACUAUUUACGGCAGGGCUAUCCAUAUUUCUGAAAUCGGGAAAAUGUACAACAUCGACGUUAAUACAGAACCACAUGAAAGCUUCGAAGAAGCAGAGGAAUAGUACGAAUGUCCAGGAGAUCAUUACGGCUGUUGCGACAAGCAUAUCACCGAGUCCGAAAUGGAUCACUAAAUGA